Polyodon spathula (Mississippi paddlefish) is the source of this 1821-nucleotide messenger RNA. RefSeq names its product negative elongation factor complex member E (gene nelfe). Gene Ontology annotation, cellular component: NELF complex. The coding region runs from base 236 to 1213 and encodes 325 amino acids. The record is from RefSeq and is a predicted model, not a curated record. Gene Ontology annotation, molecular function: RNA binding. NCBI's taxonomy places the organism in Eukaryota, Metazoa, Chordata, Actinopteri, Acipenseriformes, Polyodontidae. Gene Ontology annotation, biological process: negative regulation of transcription elongation by RNA polymerase II. The transcript is spliced from 11 exons.
GCAAGUUUACAAAACGCAUUAAAACGUGAUUUACUUUGCUUGAUAUAAAAAGGCAAUUAAAACAAAACAAACAAACAAACAAAAACACAGCACUGUUACUAGGCAGAUUAACCCCUUUUUUUCGUUUUCUGAGCACAUCCUUCCGUCAACUUUUCGCGCACAACCAAUGACGUCACAUUCCGGGGCUCGUUUUUUUGUCUUCAACCAGAGAAGUUGCUAAACAACAACAGGCAGAAUGGUUUUGUUUCCUACGAGUUUAACAGAGGAAGAAGAAUCGCUGCAGAAAAAAUAUGCAAAGCUCAAAAAGAAAAAAAAGGCGCUGAUGGCUUUAAAGAAACAGAGCUCGACCAGUCAGGCCACGCAGGGGGGGCUGAAGAGAACACUUUCAGACCAGCCAGCAGUGGACACAGCCACAGCGACAGAGCAGGCGAAGAUGUUGAUAAAGACCGGAGCCAUAAGUGCAAUCAAAGCAGAGAACAAGAACUCGGGGUUCAAGCGCUCUCGCACCCUGGAGGGGAAACUCAAGGACCCAGAGAAAGGCCCAGUGCCAACCUUUCAGCCUUUCCAACGCAGCGUGUCUGCUGACGAGGAGAACUCUGAGUCUUCAAAGCGUCCCCAGAGAAAAAUGCUCUAUGAGAGUUUCGUCAGCUCAGGUGCUCGCACUCGUGGAGACUCUGACAGGGAGAGUGGGGAUGGAGUGCUGCAGAACACAGGAGAGAGGGACAGAGAGCUGGAUCGAGAGAGGGACCGGGACAGAGACAGGGACAGGGACAGAGACAGAGGGAGAGGGGACAGGGACCGGGAGAGAGACAGAGAGAGAGAUGCACCAUUCAGGCGCUCAGACUCGUUCCCGGAUCGACGCCCCCCUCGGAAGGGGAACACGCUGUACGUGUACGGAGUGGGGAUGAGCGACGAGAGCCUGAGAGCGGCCUUCUCUGUGUGCGGCAAUAUCAUAGACCUGUCCAUGGACCCACAGAGGAACUGUGCUUUCAUCACCUUUGAGAAGAUGGAGUCGGCUGACCAGGCCAUCGCAGAGUUGAAUGGCAGGUGUGUCGGUGAUGUGAGUUUGAAAGUCAGUAUCGCUCGUAAACAGCCAAUGCUGGAAGCUGCAACAGGGACAUCUGUCUGGGCCCCUCUAGCGGUUCAGAACAGUGCUAAAGGAUCCCACAGAGACAAGAGGAACCCAAUUGUGUACAACGAAGAUUUCUUCUGAGUCUCAAGACAAACGUUCACAUUGCAGUUCACUUUAUUUUUCUGAGUUUCCCCUGCACGAGAGACAGACAGAGAGAGAGAGAGAUACCCCCCCCCCCCUUCUCUCUGUGUCCCCAGACUGUUGCGGUGGGUGUGUGUUUUUGUGUGAUGUGGAUUACAUUGCAAGUCCACUGUCUGUUCAUUUAGGGACUAGGCAUUUGAGACCACUGACCUACCAAAUUUAUUUCACUUGUGACCUGAGCAAAAGUCUAGUGAAUAACAUUAAACCAUUAGCUCCACAGGAUUUGCCAAUAGGCAUGAACGAGAGGCUGGUGAAACUGCUUGCUGUCUAUCUCUGUGUGUGUGCUGUCAAGCCUUACUGAGAUGGAAGGAUAGGCUACCGAAUUAAGCGCAGCCCCACCUAGCCCUCCCAGAUUGGAACCCAGGCCUGAAAGGUGAAAGGGAGGAAUGAAUCCCUCUCCCCCUUUUGAAAUUGUGCAACUUUCUGUAGAGGGUAAAACAAAAGGUCAAAAAUUCACACUGGGGGGGAAAAAAAUUACAUUUAAACUAAUAUCAGUUAAGUGUGGCAUUCCAAUUUUAUUAGACAGUAAAAUAAACAUUAAAAAAAUA